GCAAAAAUUCGUCGGUUUUUCGAUUUUCCCCCCAAAUCCGGCGAGCAAAAAUAAAAACCAACGUCAUACCCAGUCUCCUCACCUCAAGACCGGCUUGUGCUGAAUUUUGGGGAGAUUUGGGGCACAUUUUUUCCGGCCAAGUCACCGGCGGCGAGUUUUUCGACGAGCUUCCGCUGAAGCUCCGACGACCCUCCCCGGUCUGUUUUCCAACCGUUUUAACCUUCCUCGCCCGCACCUCACUUCCUCCUUUGUCUUACUUGUGUCUCCAGGUUGGUUUUUCGACUUUACCUUAUUAAUUUUUGGAGAAUCGGAUUAGGUAGCGAAGUGAGGUGAAUUUUUGUGCUUUGCAUGAUUGAACCUAGAUUUAGGGCAAGAACUUAGGUGAAUUAGGUCGUUUGAAUGGUGGAAUGAUUUUUGCAUGAGCUUUAUUGAUCCUUGGUGGGCGUUGUUGAUCCGAAUUACUUUGAUUUUUAGAAUUUGCCCACCAAGUGUUAUGUUAUGAAUGCAAGUGGAGUUUGUGAUUAUUUUUUGGAUGGUGGCCACCGUGGUUUGGGUUGUGGUUCAAUUUUUUGUGUGUGAUUGAACCGUGAACUACCACAACCAUGCCACGGUGAGCUUGAGCUUAAAUGUUUUAUCCAUGGUGGAGCGAUAAGUGUGGGGGGAAUUUCUUUUCUUCCCAAUGAGCAUUAUUUGACAAAUGUUUUCACGUAUGGUGUAUGUUUGUCCGUUUGUGCAGGAUGGUGAACGUGCAGCACGACUACAUCAGAUAGCUGGUGAACCACCCGGAUUUUGGCCACAAGUUCGCCUACCAAAAUGGCAGUCCCAUUGGGCCUCACUGGCGGCUGGACCUGGACAUGUUCAGCUUGUUCAGGUGCCGAGCCGCGAUGACCGAGGUGCUCUCUCACCCCCGAUGGCGCCAGAUCUUGACGAUGGUCGAGGAGAUUUACUACGAGCUGUGUGUGGAGUUCUACUCCACAUUCUCCCACAUUGUCCCGGCCAGCAAGAAGAUCCGCCCACGGGUGGAGUUUAUGCUGGGAGGUCAGCCUCGGAUGCUAUCCUAUGAUGAUUUCGCCCAGGCUAUGGGGCUCGACCCCACGCACAUGACGAUGACGGAGCGGCAGUACUCCGUCGACUUUGACUAUCAAAUAGUUUUUCAUGCCCUCUCUCACUCCGAGCACAAGUCUGACGAGUUCACCGGUAGCCGCACCAAUGCGGUGAAGCUGAAGAACGAGUUGAGGAUCCUCCACACCCUGCUCACCCACUCCGUCGUCCCCAGCAGCCAGUCUGGUCAUCUGAUGACGAACAGAGGACUCGUGGCCCUCUACUCCAUGAGGAGCCCUACUGAGCCGAUCCACAUGGGAUCCCUGAUAGCCACUUCUUUCGCCUGAUGUCAGGGGCGGAACAGAGUGGACACGAUGCAUAUGGGGGGUUUCAUCACGAGGAUAGCCCGACACUUCCAGGUGAACCUAGUUGGAUGAACCAGCUACGGGAGGAUGACUCCCUUCCUAGUGGAAAAGCUCUAUAACCAGAAGCUGGUGCUCCAGGGAGAGCGAGGAGUGGAGUACUUGGAGGGACUCCGACCUUCAGGGGUCAUUCGAGCAGCUGUCCACCCGGAUCCAGUAGAGCCCGACCCUGAGGUCCCACCACCAGCUGAGCAGCCACCUGCAUGUGCACCCGGCUGCCGGUGGCAUCCAGCGCUCUAGCGCCUCGCACAACCACCACCACCAGCAGCUGGCGAUCCCCUCGUAGAGAGGGUGCAUCACCUCGAGACAAACUUCGUGGGAUUCUCUUCCCGAAUCGAGCGGCAGUCCGAUCUCCUCGAGCGCAUGGCUCGCCACAAGGGCAUCCUCUCCGACGAUGACGAGGGUCCUUCCACCCGAGAGAGGUAGCCGACAAGUGAGACAUGUGGCAGAGCCGAAUUACUUUCAGCCCACUUCUCCACUUGUAACCCUGAACUUGUUAUUGUUCUUUUUCUUUAUUUAGUGUGUUUCUGCCUAUAAACUACUACUACUACUAUGUGUUGUGUUAUGUAAUAACCUUGCCUCGAGCGAGUCGUAUUGUGUUUGUGUGUGUGUUUUUUGUUUCCCCUUGAAGCUCAAAUUUCCUACCCCGGAUUCGAAACCAACUUUCACUCACCAAACCCAAGUGGUAACAUCACUCUACCCCUUUUCUUGCGCCAUUGAGGGCAAUGCUGAAGUUAAGUGUGUGUGUGGGGGGGGGGGGGGUAGUUUACUAUUAUGCUUAUGUGUGUGUGAUGAUGCUUGGAGCCUAGAUAUGCCCAAAUUUUAAAAAUUUGAGGGCUGCAAGCAAUGUUUGCGUGAUCAAAGUGGCCGGUGUGUGGGAAAUUCUAGUGUUUAUUGCCAUUGAUCUUGAAUUGUUGCAUGUGAUCGCGUACAUUCUAUGAUGAUGACUGAGAAGUUCAUUAGGAUAGUGCAAAAGUUAAGUUCUCAUGAGUCAUAAAUGAAUGGAUGUCUUAACGCGAUUACUUGUUGACUACAAUUGCCAUGCAUCGUGUUUGUGAAUUGGAAUAGAUGGUUGGGUGACUAUGUAGCCUUGUGAGCUUUGAGCCGAUCGUUUUCUUCUUGUGUGCUUAGAUCCCUCUUACCAUGGUGUGUAACAUUACAGUUGUCACUAGUAAGUAUGAUGGAGGCAUAGGAUUAGUCCACGCCCAAAUGUUGAUUGUCCCGAAAUGUGUCAUCCCUUAGUCAACCUCUUUGAGCCUUGUGACUUUGGGGGCCGUUCUCAAUUUUGUGAGCUUAAUGGUGUUAAUAGAGCGACCCCCACCAAUCCUUUCUUUGUGUCUAAACAUGAGUCGUCCUUGUUUCCUGGAGCUCUCAUUUUUGAGUUCCAUCGAGGUUUCACAUAGGAGGAUUGUGUGCGGUUCUAGCUAGGAAUGAAAAAUGAAAUGUAGUGUUGGAGUGAGUUCUUCAAAUAGAGAGCAUUGGCCGUUAAAUUUAUAGGUGGCAAGUGUUUUUACUCUCUAGUACCCCCUCAAAAAGAAAAGAAAAAGAAAAGAAAGAAAGAAAAGAAAAGAGAAAUGAAAAAGAGGUAAUAAAACGGGGUAAAUAAA
This is a messenger RNA of Linum trigynum, 3070 nucleotides long. The record is from the annotation of a GenBank genome assembly. NCBI's taxonomy places the organism in Eukaryota, Viridiplantae, Streptophyta, Magnoliopsida, Malpighiales, Linaceae.